This is a messenger RNA of Amphibalanus amphitrite, 1994 nucleotides long. RefSeq lists its product as uncharacterized. The record is from RefSeq and is a predicted model, not a curated record. The transcript has 3 exons. NCBI's taxonomy places the organism in Eukaryota, Metazoa, Arthropoda, Thecostraca, Balanomorpha, Balanidae. Bases 461 to 913 code for a protein of 150 amino acids.
CCAGUGAACGCACCGCAAAGUAUGUAUUAAUUGUGCAUAAUGCACACAGAAAUAAAAAACGAGCGCUUUGUGAAAGAAGGCUUAAUCAUCCGUCUGGAAAGACACAAUAAGUGAUUUUGCACGAGAUUCACUUCGCUUAGAUCCCGCUUUUCCCUUGCUUUUUAUCUUGGCUUCCUCUUCCCUUGCCUUCUACUUGCUUUCCUAUACUCUGUUCCUACCGUUCCUACCAGCCCUUUCCCCGGCUUUUGCACGGCUCUACGGGCUGUUGAAAUUCAGGCAACUUCUUCCAUAUUAAUUCGUAUAUGUUUUCACAUAUACGAAUCACAUUUCUUCCAUAUUGUCAUCGAUCAUCACUUGUUUCGUCAUAAGCAUAAGAAAUCUAAGACUUGAAUUGUUAUCAUAAUAUUUUGCCUCAUAUCCCCGAAGUGGUUUCGCAAUCAGCACUGUCAGCAGUUUCACGAUGCCGGUCAGAAAGCGGUACAAGUAUUUCAGCGGGGACCCGUCUCCAAUAGUGCGCGACCCACGCGCACCGACAGGCCCUAACGGCCCGAACGACCCUCUGAUGGCCACCUCCUACCGAGUGGAGCUCAACACCUGCUACAACACCAACGCAGAGAAAACCUACAAAAACGUCUACACAGAAGACCAGAAAGAUCGGGAGCGGAGACAGCUUAUGACAAAUCUCGAGAGCCUGCAGAGGAACGCGGUGGCGUGCGAGGGAAAACGUUUUCUGCGCGAGCAGAUCGGUCACCGGCGGCUGCGGCAGCAGCUGUGUCAGGAGCUGCAGCAGGACGACAGGGCGCUGCUGGAGGUGCGCCAGGCACGGAUGGCCGAGCUGGUGAUCGCGGAACGAAAACAGGCCGACGCAGAGCUGGCGCAGAGAGGCCUGGCCAUCUACGAACAGAGGAUAUAAGCCGAGAACCAGUCAAGGAACGCAAAUAAUGGAUGUAAAUGAAUGCGAGCACAUGAGUGCUUUCGAAUCAAGUUUGUCACUAUUAUACCUAUCAGAGUUAUAUGCAAAGUUAUUAUUACCAAAAGUAAUUCUGGCCUUUGACAGCCACACUUUAGAUCUCGGAUACCUGCACAAGGGCAAAAAUAAAUCAAUUUGCCCGGAAAAGUCAAAGUUAAUUCUAGUCUCAUAUUCUAUAUGUGAUUUUUUUUUUCAAAUUUCGAACCAAAGUUCCGAUUUCAGCUUAUUUUACCCCGUCGUGUGGCCCAGUCUCCGGUUUCGCAACAGUUCGUGACGUAGCAUGCCUGAUGGGUAAGACACUAAUGGAUUAAAAAUUAAUUGCUUUCCAUAAAAACACAAUGAUAAUCCACACACGUAUAUUUAUAUCAAGGAUACGCAGGAUGAAUGGAUGAAUGCUUACUUCACAUUACAAGUGCUCCUCCGAUGAUCAAUUCAUGACAUGUUGCCGUAAAUCGCAUCCAGCAUUACAUAUAACCACUCAGCAGUCAGCAGCCCAUGCUUGUCUGCUGGAUGGCUGCCUUCACUUACACCACAGGGCAUUCCGAAGGUAAGAGAAUCGACAUUAAGUACAACAGGUGUUUUGGAUGAUAGGAAACGGGUAGACAGAAUAUCUGAACAUGACAUCGGAUACGGUGGAAAUGUAUUGCAUCAUCAGUUCUCGCGGAUACUCUCGUAAACAAUCCAAACGGUUACACGUUGGUCCGGCGAACCCUCCAUUUGCGACAUCUGCAUAGACACCGGUACAAUAGAGAUAUAAUAAUAGCGACUCCCUUGUCGGCGCGCACAGGCAUACGUCCAGAGCCCCCGACGCCGAGCAGGCCACCACCAUAUUCUUACAGAUACCAGACCACGCCGAAUAGUCUCAGUUCGCUCCAACUGUAAGCAACGUGACGACAUAAUGGCUUUGUAACAUCUAAACUAUGUUGACGGCUGCUCUGUGUAGUGGCCAACUGAUAAAUAUGUACAACUUUAAGUAACAAGAUAUGUUUAUUUUUGACUUCGUACAAUACACUUGUAAAAGUGA